Messenger RNA from Hirsutella rhossiliensis, 342 nucleotides. RefSeq lists its product as uncharacterized. The transcript is spliced from 2 exons. The record is from RefSeq and is a predicted model, not a curated record. NCBI's taxonomy places the organism in Eukaryota, Fungi, Ascomycota, Sordariomycetes, Hypocreales, Ophiocordycipitaceae. Bases 1 to 342 code for a protein of 113 amino acids.
AUGGUCCGCAUUACCGCAUCCGUUUUGGCCUUUGCCGUGACUGCCAUGACUGCCACUGUCAGUGUCAGGAGCUCUGGCGACGUCAGCACCGGAUCGGCCGACAAGUUCCAUGCCAGGGCCGUGUCGGGGAUGCAUGUCGAGAGAAGGGAGCAGGACGAUGAAUCGGCCGACCAAAUACCAAAGCUGAUGGACGAGUUGGAGAAGUCGCUGAAUUCGACCCAGAUCGGCAUUUCGAAAAAAAUUGACGAGCUCAUGGAGAAGGAAUUAACUGAUAGCGGAGCUAGUCAACCCGACGACGGUCCCCAGCCCAACGGAACGGCGGCAGACUCGGCAGCCAAGUAG